AUGGCAUCAGCGGCCUCUGCAGGAACCUUUGAAGCGCGUAGCGCCACCGUCUCGCGCGUUACCAACGAGACCAAGAUCCAGGUUUCGCUUUCAUUGGACACGCACCCUACCCUCGCACCACAAACCAUCAGCGUCAAGACUGGUAUCGGCUUCCUCGACCACAUGCUCCAUGCGCUCGCCAAGCACGGCGGGAUGUCGCUGACCCUGGCCUGCGACGGCGAUCUCUGGAUCGAUGAUCACCACACUGCCGAAGACUGCGCACUCGCUCUCGGAGCAGCAUUCAAGAAGGCGCUCGGUCCCGUGAAAGGUAUCAAGCGUUACGGAACCGGCCACGCUCCACUCGACGAAGCGCUCAGUCGCGCCGUGAUCGAUAUCAGCUCGCGCCCUUACUGCAUUGCAGAACUCGGGCUCAAGCGAGAGAAGAUUGGAGACCUCAGCUGCGAGAUGAUUCCGCACGUCUUCCACAGCUUUGCGAUGGAGGCGGGCGUAACGCUGCACGUCGACUGCUUGCGCGGUGACAACGAUCACCACCGCUCCGAGUCGGCGUUCAAGGCUCUCGCUCUCGCCAUCAAGGAGGCAAUCACCAGAACCGGAUCGGACGACGUUCCCAGUACCAAGGGUGAGUAUGCUGCUUUCUCUGACGCUCAGAGCAGCGAGCAACGAGCUUCGAUGCAGGCUAUGCGGCUGCUGACUCUUUUAUUCUCUUCAUGUGACACCAACUUUGCUUUGCGUUCCAGGCGUUCUUUGAGUCGAAUGGCACAGCGAUAUGUAUCUUCUAGCGCUGCAAAGACAAUCAAUCGCCUCAUUUUCUGCUCUUUGCUCGCAAUCAUAUCGUGGUCAACUGCGAUCUUUGAGGCACUCAUAACAAAUGCACAGUUUGUCGCCUGCCAGUAG
Messenger RNA from Pseudozyma hubeiensis SY62, 894 nucleotides. RefSeq lists its product as hypothetical. Gene Ontology annotation, molecular function: imidazoleglycerol-phosphate dehydratase activity. The transcript is spliced from 2 exons. The record is from RefSeq and is a predicted model, not a curated record. Gene Ontology annotation, biological process: L-histidine biosynthetic process. Bases 1 to 894 code for a protein of 297 amino acids. NCBI's taxonomy places the organism in Eukaryota, Fungi, Basidiomycota, Ustilaginomycetes, Ustilaginales, Ustilaginaceae.